ACCUCUACCACUGCUUCCUCAUCUCGUUCUAGAAGCUUCCAACCCCUACUCACGGCUUCAACCCUCUCCUAGCGCCUCUGCUUGAUUCGCGUCUGGAUCGCAGAACCCUUCCAGGCCGGAACCAAAGCCACAUCUGCAGGGCAUUCCUCCGCAAGGCGCCCCCGCCAUCAAUAAUCGGCAGCGGGAACCACGACCCCAACUCUCCAUCCCCGUUUGCGCAACACCAGAAGCCAGCCCCAACCAUGUCGAAAACCGUACAUAUCGAGUCGCCUGCGCAGUUCAACUCGCUGUUGUCCUCGUCCCGCGUUGUCGUCGUAGACUUCUACGCCGACUGGUGUGGGCCAUGCAAGGCCAUAGCCCCGGUCUAUGAGCAGCUUUCCGCCCAGCUUUCGAGACCGAACAUCGUUACCUUCACCAAGGUCAACACCGACACCCAGACGCAGAUUGCGCAGAGCUAUGGCAUCACCGCCAUGCCAACCUUCAUGAUCUUCAAGAAUGGUCGCGAAGUCCAGAAGAUCCGCGGUGCUCGUGCCAAAGAGCUGUCCACAGCGGUGCAGAUGCUGGCGAAUGAGGCAGACUCUGAUGGCAACUCGGGAGGGUUCGGAGAAGCAAGCUCCAGCACGAGCGGGACCUGGCGCGGUGCCGAUCUACCGCGCGGAUAUCACGAUGUCUCCGACCAGGUCGAUACCAGAGGGCUGGACCUACUCAACUCGGACAGCGAACUAGGCGGAGUACGAGCACUCUUCGACGCCAGCAUACCGUCUUCGAUAGGCAGCGGGAAAGGAAAGGGAAAGGCUAGUGGAGCCGAAACAAAGUCAGACUGGGUGGAGAGCGACGUCGACGAGCAGCUGAUGCUGUAUAUCCCGUUCCAGUCGAUGCUGAAGGUCCAUACAAUCCACCUGACCUCACUACCACCGAAAUCCGAGGAUGAGGACGAGGACGACGAGGUGCCGAUGCGACCCAAGACGAUCCACAUAUAUUCGAACCGCGCACACAAUCUGGGCUUCGAGGAAGCGGAAGACAUCCCUUCCACACAGUCAAUAACCCUGAAGCCGAGCGACUGGGACGAGAAAACCGGGACAGCAAAGGUUGAGCUUCGCUUUGUCAAGUUCCAGAACGUGACAUCUUUGGUCAUCUUCGUAGUCGACGGGGACGGCGAGGGUGAGAAGGUACGGCUGGAUAGGGUUCGCAUAAUCGGCGAGUCUGGGGAGAAGAGAGAUAUGGGCAAGCUGGAGAUAAUCGGCGAUGAUGCGUAGUCACAGCUGUCAAGCGGUGUGGCAGUCAUCUUCUAAUGCUGACGGAAAACCUUGCGUGGGCUCUGGUGUUCACUUGAUUUGGCAUGCACGGCGGGUCUCAUUGGCAGCUUAGAUGGCUCAUAGAUACUUACGACAACCUCACGAGGCUCAUGACAACCUCUUGAAAACAUUCAAGCCCUUCCAAGGCUGCGCUGCAUACUAUACUGUACUAAAGUUCUAGCUGACCAGGAAGUCUAAAUCGACUACCAGUGACAGUGACCCUGCACUUAAUAAGCUUAUUCAGGUUCAUGAAACCUACAUACUUGGACAGCC
This is a messenger RNA of Mytilinidion resinicola, 1568 nucleotides long. Its product is annotated as putative thioredoxin. Gene Ontology annotation, molecular function: protein-disulfide reductase activity. Lineage: Eukaryota; Fungi; Ascomycota; Dothideomycetes; Mytilinidiales; Mytilinidiaceae. Bases 243 to 1256 code for a protein of 337 amino acids. The record is from RefSeq and is a predicted model, not a curated record. The transcript has 3 exons.